Messenger RNA from Saccharomycopsis crataegensis, 1011 nucleotides. RefSeq names its product NEDD8-activating protein UBA3 (gene UBA3). The coding region runs from base 1 to 1011 and encodes 336 amino acids. Gene Ontology annotation, biological process: protein neddylation. The record is from RefSeq and is a predicted model, not a curated record. Gene Ontology annotation, cellular component: cytoplasm; nucleus. Gene Ontology annotation, molecular function: NEDD8 activating enzyme activity. NCBI's taxonomy places the organism in Eukaryota, Fungi, Ascomycota, Saccharomycetes, Ascoideales, Saccharomycopsidaceae. The transcript has a single exon.
AUGUUCAAGAGGCAGAAGAUGAUAAACGGUAGAGACGAAUCAUCAAUUACUCCAGCGUUGAUCAGUCAAGGACCGUUUACCAUAGAAGAUUUUGAAGGAGGGCUUCAGAACCUUGAACAGCUACAUUCCAAGAAGAUUCUCGUGUUGGGGGCUGGUGGUUUGGGAUGUGAGAUUCUUAAGAACAUGGCCCUAUCAGGGUUCAAGCACAUCGAUGUCAUUGAUAUGGAUACCAUUGACAUCUCCAAUUUGAAUCGUCAGUUUCUUUUCAGAACAAAAGAUAUUGGCAAAUCCAAGGCGAUUGUUGCCUGUGAAUUCAUUAGGAAAAGGGUAAAAGACGUCAAUGUGACCCCCCAUUUUGCGAAAAUUCAAACCAUGGGGGACGAUUUCUUCAAACAGUUUGAUUUGAUAAUUCUGGGACUCGAUAACAUCGAAGCCCGUCGCUGGGUGAACUCCCUUGUGAUUUCCUUAUACGAUGUCAAUGAUGAUGACUCGCUUAUACCGAUGAUUGAUGGCGGUACAGAAGGGUUCAGGGGUCAAUCUAGGGUGAUUUUUCCUAGACUCACCGCGUGUUAUGAAUGUACUUUAUCCCUUGCCCCAGCAGUGAAGACACAAUAUCCAGUAUGUACCAUUGCCAAUACUCCAAGAUUGCCAGAGCAUUGUAUCGAGUAUGUGAAUUUGAUCGAAUGGCCGAAACAAUUCCCCGAUAAGAAGUUCGAUGCCGAUAAUCCUGACGAUGUCACCUGGCUUUAUGACCGAUCGUUGGAUCGUGCCAAACAAUUCAACAUUUCUGGAGUGACAAGAUCGCUAGCCUUAGGAGUGGUCAAGAACAUUAUUCCGGCAAUUGCCUCUACCAAUGCCAUCAUUGCUGCCAGCUGCGUGAAUGAGGCAUUCAAAGUACUUACCAGUUGUAAUCCAAAUUUGGAAUAUUGUAUGCAAUAUUCUGGUGAUAAUGAACCAUUCACAUUUAAUUUUGCUCCGGAACAACAGGCAGAUUGCCCUAUUUGUGGAUGA